CCUAACACAAAACGUAUCAAAUAUCACUUCCUCGUCUAAAGAUCUUUAUAUUUAUUUUUAAAUAAUAUAUAGCUAUACCACAUGCUAAAACUAUCAUUCUUCAAGCUGAAAGUACAUAGCUAAUACGUGUAAAACAGAUAUAUACCCGGAAAUUAAAGAUGCUUUACGCGGUUGUAUUCGGAUGUCUUCUGGCAACAUCUUGGUCGUUUGAUAUCAUGGACCUCGAAUGGGAAUUAUACAAGUCAUCGUAUGGCAAGCAGUAUGAGCCUCAUGUUGAGAAAAUACGACGAUACAUUUGGGAAGAUAACUUGAAGUUUAUAAAACAACAUAAUAUGGAGGCGACACGAGGACUUCAUACAUAUAUUUUGGGCAUGAACAAAUACGGUGAUAUGACCAAUACAGAAUUUGUUAACACUAUGAAUGGGUACAAACAAAAUGUAACCAGUGGCAUCUGUAAGAAAUAUACGAUGUCACCGAAAACAUCCAUGACGUCAUUGCCAGCAUCCGUGGAUUGGAGGGAUAAGGGAUACGUCACUGGCGUUAAAGAUCAGGGUCAAUGUGGAUCUUGCUGGUCAUUCUCAAGCACUGGUUCCCUCGAAGGACAAAACUUCAAGAAAACUGGCAAACUAGUUUCCCUAUCCGAGCAAAAUUUGAUAGAUUGUUCAACAGGUGAAGGAAACGAUGGAUGCAAUGGCGGUUUAAUGGAUCAAGCGUUUGCUUACGUCAUCAAAAAUGGCGGAAUUGAUACUGAGGCAUCAUAUCCGUAUGUUGGAAAGGAAGGACCAUGUAAGUACAAUAAACAAAACAUCGGAGCUGCUGCGAAAGGCUGCAAGGAUAUCAAAGCAGGAUCUGAAACGGAAUUGCAAACUGCUGUAGCUGCUGAGGGUCCUAUCUCUGUUGCCAUAGAUGCCAGCCACACUUCCUUCCAGUUCUACAAAUCUGGAGUUUAUAACGAAGUUAUGUGUUCACCGAUUAAACUUAAUCAUGCUGUACUUGUUGUGGGGUAUGGCAGUCUCUCCAACAUUGACUACUGGCUCGUAAAGAACAGCUGGGGCGAAAGCUGGGGUCAGAAUGGUUACAUAAUGAUGUCACGAAACAGAAACAACCAAUGUGGAAUCGCAUCGAUGGCAACAUUUCCCAUCAUGUAACUUUCAUAGGAUCAUGUGUCACUUAUACAGACGGCAGAAGCUUUGCAACUCAUUUCAAAUAAUCUAUAUCUUAAAACAUUUGCUUUCCAUAUCAAUAUCCACGAUGGAUCAUGUUUGUUAUGACGUCACUUAUAGAUCUUCAUGAUUCUGAUGUCACCAUUUUCUUGUUUAUUUUUAGAAACCCGAUGUUUUGCAAACUUACAUUUCAUUUGAUUACCUCUUCGUUAUUUGUCUUUUCUUGUGUAUUUAAAAAGAAUGUUGGACUCCGAUCAGAAGCAAGACAGAUAAGGACUUUACGCGCGAGUUGUCAAAUCAAUAGUCUAGAAAGAAGAAAUAAAAUAAAUGAAUACUUUUUCUUAAACCUUGCAAAUUAGAGAUUAGAAUCUAGAUGAAAAUAAAUGAGAAAACGAUAA
Messenger RNA from Ruditapes philippinarum (Manila clam), 1561 nucleotides. RefSeq names its product procathepsin L-like. Gene Ontology annotation, cellular component: lysosome. Lineage: Eukaryota; Metazoa; Mollusca; Bivalvia; Venerida; Veneridae. The transcript has 9 exons. The record is from RefSeq and is a predicted model, not a curated record. Gene Ontology annotation, molecular function: cysteine-type endopeptidase activity. The coding region runs from base 159 to 1148 and encodes 329 amino acids.